AUGCCCAAACGUCUGAGGGAAAGUUCACCGUCAGAUUUGGCAUCCUCAAAGCGGAAUCGAGAUGUGACAACGAUUCCGGUCGAUCGCCUAUCUUCUUUGAGUAACGAACUUUUACUACAUAUCCUUUCGUUUCUUUCGAUAUCAUCGCUGAAUGUGUGCCAAAGAUUAUCUCACCGAUUUCAUGCUCUUGGUGGAGACUCCGAACUCUGGAAGCGACAGUACUACUCACAGUGGGUGCGGCCUCGUGCCCGUCGUUUAGCUUAUUCCAGACCCACGGCAUUACCAGCUCGGGCAGAGUAUUCGCCUCGAGUCUCCACCUGGCUCGAUCACAGCCAUCUGGCUGAAGAGGGAAAGGUAACUAAUUGGAAACGACAAUACCGCCUACGGCACAAUUGGUCCAAUGGAUCCUGCCGAGUGACUGAAGUCGAAUUUCUUGCACCACCCUGCCCUGAUGUGCUGGUCAAACUCUGUGCCGGCAUCGUCUUCACCGUUGAUGCUGCUCAUGGGCUUCGAGCGUGGGCCGCAAAAGACCCAACCAGCUGCUUGUCUGGCAUCUCACCUUCGGAGUCAAAGGGCUCUAUGGCUCGCCCCACCUCCUUGGCAGUGAGUCAGCUGUCAGAUGAACAAGAAAUCGUUGUAGGAUUUGAGGAUGGCCGCUUCAAUCGUUAUGUAUAUGAUGUUCGGACAUGCCGGUUGGGUCUACGAUCCUCCCACAUUGGAUUCAGAGAUGGUGCCAUCACCGCCAUGGCUUUGUCAUCACCUUAUGUCUUGAUGGUCUCUCAACAUAAGAUUCUCUCCUUGUAUGACCUUCGCACUCGGUCUACCGAGGAAACUCAAGACUCCGUAGGGCCGUGUGAAAUUGCGUCCCUCCAAGCGGAAAACAUGGUCGCCCCAAUGACCCUUUCUCUCCGCGUUUCGACAUUUGAGAUUGUGGCCACCAUUGUAUACAGUUUCUAUCACAUUGGGUGCGGUUGGUCGUUAGGGAUCCAAGAGCUGCGGUUCAAUAAAGAUGGUCACCAAUUGGAAUCCCGACUCACUACUACGGUAGAUUCUCAGUACGGCAUCCGUCCACUCCAACGUCUUAAACCGUCCAAUAAACGCCGGCAUUCCGCCACCCUUGACCCGAUGUAUUCAUCUUCAUCUGUGACCCCUACCGAACCAUCCAUAUUGCACCAGCAGCCGCCAACAUCCAUGUCCUAUUCCCAUCCAUAUCUGCUAACAUCGCACGCGGAUAACACCCUGACCAUGUAUCUGCUUGUCUCAAAUUCCGACAGUCUUUUUGUCCGAGGUGGCCGACGACUCUGGGGCCACACGUCUUCGGUCUCGACGGUCCAAGUGACCAAUCGAGGGAAGGCAGUCUCUGUGAAUUCACUGGGCAAUGAGAUUCGAAUCUGGGAGCUUGAAACAACUGUUCCUUCUCUGGGCAGUCGCAGACCAUUAAAAGAAGAGAGCAGUAUUCAAGUCAGUCCUGACAAUCGACAACUGGAAACCAAAACCAAAAGCAUACCGCAAGACAACGCUGGGUUGGAUACUGUUUCCAGCACACCUCAUGGUUGUAUGCGUGAAUGUAUUGAAUUCGACGAGGAGCGAGUUCUUCUACUCAGGGAGAAGACGGUCGGCACCCAACUGCUAGAAUGUUAUGAUUUCACAUAA
Penicillium longicatenatum is the source of this 1653-nucleotide messenger RNA. Its product is annotated as WD domain protein. Lineage: Eukaryota; Fungi; Ascomycota; Eurotiomycetes; Eurotiales; Aspergillaceae. Bases 1 to 1653 code for a protein of 550 amino acids. The transcript is spliced from 2 exons. The record is from RefSeq and is a predicted model, not a curated record. Gene Ontology annotation, molecular function: protein binding.